Brassica napus (rape) is the source of this 756-nucleotide messenger RNA. RefSeq names its product protein disulfide-isomerase LQY1, chloroplastic-like. The record is from RefSeq and is a predicted model, not a curated record. NCBI's taxonomy places the organism in Eukaryota, Viridiplantae, Streptophyta, Magnoliopsida, Brassicales, Brassicaceae. The coding region runs from base 141 to 596 and encodes 151 amino acids. The transcript has 5 exons.
AAUCUGAACCAUCUCUAAAAAAAAUUCGGAUUCUAGUCUAGUGGCUGAGAUCAACCCAAAACCACUGGUUCUUCUUUCUUCUUCCUCUUGCUCCUCUCGUCUUCGCGCGCUUAGGCGACUUCACAGCAACAAAGGCUAAAAUGCGAGUGUCAGUUUCAUCUCCGCCUCGUCUUCAAUCUCCGUUCAUUCACUCCCCCGUCAGUUACACUCAGUCUCCUUCCCGUCUCCGGUCGCCGGCAACAUGUUAUCCACGAAUCAAAGCAGAAGUCGACACGAACACGGUAAUCGCAAUCUCUGUAGGCGUGGCCAGCGUCGCAUUGGGCAUCGGAAUCCCUGUCUUCUACGAGACACAAAUCGACAAUGCCGCUAAGCGAGAGAAUACUCAACCUUGUUUUCCCUGCAAUGGAACCGGAGCUCAGAAAUGUAGAUUGUGUGUGGGAAGUGGUAACGUUACAGUAGAGCUUGGUGGGGGAGAGAAGGAAGUCUCCAACUGUAUCAACUGUGAUGGUGCUGGUUCCUUAACUUGCACUACUUGUCAAGGCUCUGGUCUUCAACCUCGUUACCUUGAUCGAAGGGAGUUUAAGGACGAUGACUAAACAUUUUUCACUACAGAAUCAUAUCAAAGGUGUCUCUUUCUCCCUUAUGUGUAAUUUACUACAUCUGUACAAUACUCUUUUGUUUUGUCUUCACCAAAACAUGUGAGAUAUCAUGACUUGGAAACUGAAACAGUUGAAAGAAAACCCAUUUCUGUUGUAA